AUGGCGACGGACGGCGAAGCGAAGAAGCGCGGCGAGCUGCGGUACGCGAUGGUAUCGCGCGGUGUGGACGUGCUGGCGGAACAUUCGAUGGUGAAGGGCGACCUGAGCGCCACGGUGCAGGAGUGCCUCGCCGUGCUGCCCAAGGACGGCGCCAAACACAUCGCGAUGCCGUACGGCGACUUCACCAUCGCGUUCCAGACGGAGAAGGAAUACGUGUUCGGCGUGUUGGCGGACAAGCAAAUGCCGCGCGACGUGCUGCGCGGGUUCUUGGAUAAGGUCAGGUCGGGCUUCAUGGCCAAGUACGGCAGCAAGGCGCGCGCCAUGCCCGCGGGCGCGUUGCAGCGAGAGUUCGGGCCGAAGCUGAAGCAGCAGCUGCAGCAGGGGACGGCGCGGCCAGAGGACCUGAGCAAGGCGGCGAAGCUGCUGGGGCAGGUGGAGGAGGUGAAAGGCGUGAUGCUGGAGAACAUGAAAAAGGUGAUCAAUCGCGGGGAGAAGCUGGAGGUCCUGAACGAGCAGGCAAACGUGCUACAAGAAAAUGUGCGUGCUGCUGCAUGGGCAUGGACGGCUCAUGGGUGUAGAGAUAAAGAAGCCUUGAGCCUCGUUUUCCACUCGCCGCCGUUUCACCACUCACUCGCCCAUCCCCUCCCUCCCAGAGUGUCUCCUUCGCCCCGUCUCAUCCCCGUACCCCCACGCACCAUUCUCCCACCUUCACACCUCUCUUUCUCCCCUGUACCACUCGCCCCGUGCGGGCAUUGCAAGAAGGUGGCGCCCGAGUAUGAGAGGCUUGCAGCAGCUGUCAAGGACGUUGCUGCCUUGACCGUCGGCAAGGUGAACUGCGAGGAGCACAAGGCGCUCUGCGACAAGCACAGCAUCCGCAGCUUCCCCACCUUCAGAUGGUUCCCCGCCCACCAAACCACUCCUGAGAACUUCAAGGGCAGGAGAGACGUAGACGACUUUAUCAACUUCAUAAAUGAGAAGCUCGGCACGCGUGUGUCUCUGCCCGGCGCCGUGUCCCACGUGGUGGCGCUCUGCACUGAUAGCUUCAACCACGCUGCUCUCGAUGACUCCCUGCAUGCACUCGUCAUGUUCUACACUCAUGGGUCCCGACAGUCCAAAGGCCUGUUCCCUAUGUAUGAGAAGGUCGCGGCUGCAUUCAGGGCGGAGAGCAGUGUGGUGGUGGGCAAGGUGGACGUGGGCCGAUGCCCCGACCUCAAACUCAAGUACAGCAUCAGCAUGACCCCAGAGCUGAUCUGGUUCCCGCGGCACAACAAGGUGGGGGAGGUGUACCGCAAGGCCCGCUCCGUGCGGGACCUUGUGGCGUUCAUCAACCAGCAGGCCGGCACCCACCGCACCAUCGAUGGCACCCUCUCUCCUGCGUCGGGGCGGCUACCAGCGUUGGAUGACCUAGCACAGGAGUUCAUGGCAGCAGUGGGGGAGGCACGAGGGGCGGUCAGAGCACGGGCCGAGGCAGAGGCAGCACAGAUGGACGAGGAGGAAAGGAAGCGUGCAAUGGUGUACUGCAAGAUCAUGGGCAGCAUCAUGGAGCAGGGCGAUGGGUACGUGGGCAAGGAGAUGGGCCGGCUCUCACGCCUGCUGCAAGGGACCAUGUCUUUAUCCCCUGUGCCUCUUCCAACCUUGCCCCCUGUCUCUUCCUCUCUCUUCCUCUCCCCCCUCUUUCCCCCUUGUCCCAUGUUUCUCCCACGUCUUCCCUGCCCCUUGCCGUCACUGCAGUCCCUGUCUCGGGACAAGGCAGACCAGUUCACCACACGGAAAAACAUCCUGCAGGCCUUCUUGCACACAGAGGGGCACCAAGAGCUUUAA
Closterium sp. Naga37s-1 is the source of this 1821-nucleotide messenger RNA. The record is from the annotation of a GenBank genome assembly. NCBI's taxonomy places the organism in Eukaryota, Viridiplantae, Streptophyta, Zygnematophyceae, Desmidiales, Closteriaceae.